This is a messenger RNA of Venustampulla echinocandica, 600 nucleotides long. RefSeq lists its product as uncharacterized. Bases 1 to 600 code for a protein of 199 amino acids. The transcript is spliced from 3 exons. Gene Ontology annotation, biological process: mitochondrial translational termination. Gene Ontology annotation, cellular component: mitochondrial large ribosomal subunit. The record is from RefSeq and is a predicted model, not a curated record. NCBI's taxonomy places the organism in Eukaryota, Fungi, Ascomycota, Leotiomycetes, Helotiales, Pleuroascaceae. Gene Ontology annotation, molecular function: translation release factor activity.
AUGCUUAGGAGCCAGACCUUUAAGUCCUAUUUCUCUGCAUCUGCAGCUUUUAAAUCUCAGCACCACUUAGUUCUAGCACAAACUCUUAGAACAUACUCCGCGCGUUCAGGCAGUGACAGCCAAGCCACCGAGUUCGAAGCCGCACGGCAUUGGUUUCAAAACUUCGACCAGUCUGCAAUCGCGGAACUCGGAAAGCUCUCCAAGACUGAUUUCUCGAGAUCUUCUGGUCCCGGAGGCCAAAAAGUCAACAAGACGAGCUCAAAAGCCACGACGGUCUGGUCAAUGGGUGAUCUCCUACGGCAUGUGCCAAAAGUAUUUCAUUCCAGCCUCCGUACCAACAGAUACUAUGCACCGGCUUCAGACUCGAUUUCGAUUCAGUGCGAUACGAAUCGAAAUCGAAUCGACAAUAAGAACGAGACCUAUCAACGUCUCGCUCAAGAGAUUACCCGCAUAUACAAAAGCGAGGUCCCAGGAGUGACAUCCGAGGAGCAGAAGCAGCGAGUUAUUGAAUUGCAAAAAGCCGCAUCUAACAACCGGCUCAAGAUGAAGAAGAAGCAUUCGGACAAGAAGCAAUCCCGAGUUACCCGCGACUGGGACUAA